UUUUGCGUUAACUUAAAUACAACCUAAAGAUUAUCGACGAACUGUGAGGAAAGAAUUCUGGACUCAAAAUCUCACUCCAGAGAUCAGUUAGGUAAAAAUGCUACGAGUAGAAGGUUUGAUUUUUGUUUUUUUGACUGUUUGAUAUGAUAUUAUAUAACUUAAGAGAUCUAGCGCGACAUCUAGUGGCGCAAAUGUGAAUUUCAGGUCACUCCACUGACAUUUCCCUGCGUAAAUCCGCACCACGUUCAGAUCCGUGCGGAUCUAUAUAUGAUGCUGAGAUUGGGUUUCGCGUGGUCUACAUCAUCAGCCACCAGCAAACACAUCGCACAGGCCAGGCUCUUCACCGGAUCCCUUCUGCGAAAAAACAGUCCUCGUACUUUAUAUAACAACCGGUGCUCUGGACUACCAAAAGCCCUCCAGUUUGGCCAAAAGUCAGUGCUUGCCAGUACCAGAUUGUUCUGGGACAGCUCCAGGUCUUCUGGAGUGAUUUUCUUCAGCAUGGCAUCAGGAAGUGAUGGACCGGACAGAUCAGAGACCCCAAAACACACCAAUCGUCUGAGUAAAGAGAAGUCUUCCUAUCUAUUACAACAUGCGCAUAACCCUGUGGACUGGUAUCCAUGGGGGCAAGAAGCCUUUGAUAAAGCAAAGAGUGAAGACAAGCCCAUUUUUCUUUCAGUGGGUUAUUCCACCUGUCACUGGUGUCACGUGAUGGAGAGGGAAUCGUUUGAAGACGAGGAGGUUGGAAAAAUCCUCAGCAAGAACUUUGUCUGUAUAAAGGUGGACAGAGAGGAGAGGCCUGAUGUGGACAAAGUUUACAUGACAUUUGUGCAGGCAACCAGUGGUGGUGGUGGCUGGCCAAUGAGUGUGUGGCUCACACCAGAUCUCAAGCCAUUCAUAGGUGGCACUUACUUUCCACCCAGAGACAGUGGAAGAAGACCUGGACUGAAAACUGUGCUUUUACGAAUUAUAGAACAAUGGCAGAGCAGCAGAGAAACUCUGGAGUCUAGUGGAGAGAGAGUACUGGAAGCCCUCAGGAAGGGGACAGAAAUCUCUGCCAGCCCUGGAGAAACUCUUCCAUCCGGCCCAGAUGUUGCCAACAGAUGUUACCAGCAGCUGGCUCACUCUUAUGAGGAAGAAUAUGGAGGUUUUCGAGAGGCACCGAAGUUUCCUUCACCAGUGAACCUGAUGUUCCUGAUGUCAUUUUGGGCAGUAAACCGUGCCAGCUCUGAGGGAGCAGAAGCACUGCGAAUGGUCCUUCACACUCUCCGAAUGAUGGCACAAGGGGGCAUUCAUGACCAUGUGGCACAGGGCUUUCACAGAUACUCCACAGACUCCUCCUGGCAUGUUCCUCACUUUGAAAAGAUGUUAUAUGAUCAAGGCCAGCUUGCUGUGACCUAUAUCACUGCUUACCAGGUGUCUGGGGAACGCAUUUUUGCAGAUGUGGCUCGUGACGUGUUGCUUUACGUCUCCAGAGACCUAAGCGACAUGUCUGGUGGCUUCUAUAGCGCUGAGGAUGCAGAUUCCUUUCCUACGGUGGAAUCCAUUGAGAAGAGAGAAGGAGCGUUUUGUGUGUGGACAGCAGGAGAGAUCAGAGAGCUGCUUCCUGACAUUGUGAAAGGUGCCACAGGAGCCAUAACACAGGCGAAUAUCUUCAUGCAUCAUUACGGUGUGAAAGAGCAAGGCAACGUGGACCCCGCUCAGGACCCCCAUGGAGAGCUCCAGGGUCAAAAUGUGCUGAUUGUGCGUUACUCCGUGGAGCUCACCGCUGCUCACUUUGGCAUCAGCGUGGACAGACUGUCUGAGCUGCUGUCCGAUGCCAGAGCCAAGCUGGCCGAGGUACGGAGAGCACGCCCACCUCCUCACCUGGACACCAAAAUGCUAGCUUCCUGGAAUGGACUGAUGCUGUCCGGGUUUGCACGUGUCGGAGCCGUGCUGGGCGACAAGGCUCUGCUGGAAAGAGCUGAGCGAGCAGCUUGUUUUCUCCGAGAACACCUGUGGGACGAAGAGGGCCAGAGGAUUCUCCAUUCCUGUUACCGUGGAGAUAAUAUGGAGGUGGAGCAAGCUGCAUCUCCCAUUGCAGGCUUCCUGGAUGACUACGCCUUUGUGGUGUGUGGGCUGCUGGACCUGUUUGAGGCCACGCAAAGGGUCCACUGGCUGCAGUGGGCUGAAGAGCUCCAGCUGAGGCAGGAUCAGCUCUUCUGGGAUUCCCAGGGCAGCGGCUACUUCUGCAGCGACCCCUCAGAUCCGACCCUGCUGUUAGCUCUCAAACAGGAUCAGGACGGUGCAGAACCCAGUGCGAACUCUGUCUCAGCCAUGAACUUGCUGCGACUCUCCCACCACACAGGCCGGCAGGACUGGAUACAACGCUCACAGCAAUUACUGACUGCCUUCUCUGAUAGACUGAUUAAGGUGCCAGUCGCCCUGCCAGACAUGGUCCGCAGUGUCAUGGCCCAGCAUUACACCCUUAAGCAGAUUGUCAUCUGUGGCCAGCCUGAUGCUGAGGACACUGCAAGUUUGAUUUCCUGUGUCAACUCUCUAUUUCUGCCCCAUAAAGUCCUGAUGUUGGCAGAUGGUAACACAGAGGGUUUCCUUUAUCAGAGGCUGCCUAUUCUCUCCACCCUGGUUUCCCAGGAUGGCAAAGCCACUGCGUACGUGUGCGAGAACUUCGCCUGUGCCCUCCCAGUAACCUGCCCGCAGGAACUGAGGAGACUGCUGCUGGAGUGAGAGCUGCUGUCACACCACACAAACAUCACUGUGGGAUCUCUCCAUAGUCAGACCGCUAUAUCUCAGAUUAUUAUGCAAGUAGCAAACUGCAGUCAUCAAAAAACAGUCAUAAAUGAAAUGCGCUGUAAGACAUUAUACAGUGGCAAGGCAAACCUCUGGGGCUGCCCUUGUUGUGAUGUUCUGCCUUGUUUUAGACCUGUUAUACAAGGCGGUAGUCUUGGGAGAUGGAAAUACAAUGACAUUUUAAUGUGAGAAGGAACGCUGAGAUCAAACCUUUCAGAGGUUUGCCUCAUGGGCUCAGUUGAUCUCUGUCAAUCUGCUUUAUAAACUAUCAAGCAUGUUUCUCCGCAACCUUUCUAUGCAGUGCAGCUGAUCAGCCCUGGAUAAGCAACAUGCUAGAUUUAGAAUGGAAUGACACACGAUGUAUGUAUACUACAGCUCAGACUCAAUGGAAUAUAAUAAAUACUCACUAAGUAA
Molecule: messenger RNA, 3201 nt
Organism: Sinocyclocheilus grahami
Lineage: Eukaryota; Metazoa; Chordata; Actinopteri; Cypriniformes; Cyprinidae
Gene: spata20
Product: spermatogenesis associated 20
Exons: 16
Coding region: 268-2724 (818 amino acids)
Biological process (GO): carbohydrate metabolic process
Source: RefSeq, a predicted model, not a curated record